AGGGAUGCUCUGUCCUGACGCAUCUUCUCAGUUGUAGUCAGUGAACCAUGCUGCAGAAAACAUCACUCUGGAGGCAAUGUCUGUGGCACAUUUCAGAAGGGCAUCACGGGCAUGCUGGAUGCAUGCUGACCUCCAUGGACACUGCAGCAUACAAUAAGUAGAACUGGGAAAGUGUUUCAGUGAAAUCUGUGGCUACCUGUUCAAUCCAAGCAGGAGGGUGAUUCAUGUCAGCCAUGAAAACUGUGUGAAGACUUCUGCCAUCCGUCUUUAUGUUCAUCUGGCCAUCAGGAUGUGUCCAGAGACCACAGAAAUAUCUCAGAAACUUGCCUACAGAUACAACAGCAGCAGCCCAAGGGCCAGAGCUUUUCUGAUACCUGACCGUGGUGACCCUAUACCUAUGGAAGACAUUGAAAGCAGUGCUGAAAAUGAGUCAGAAUUUCGAAUAGGUUCCACCAACCAGACCAGAUCACCUCCACGUGAACAACGAACUGUGUCAGUGGAAACAGCAAGAUACCUCACUAGUCCAUGGCUGACCCGUUUUGUUCCUUUGGUUUACACCUUAGUGGUUGUGCUGAGCCUCCCUCUGAAUGUUACAGCCAUAUUCGUGUUUCUGAAAAAAAUGAAAAUCGAAAAGCCCGCUGUAAUAUACAUGCUGAAUUUGGCCCUUGCAGAUGUACUGUUUGUAAGUGUGCUUCCCUUUAAGAUUGCUUAUCAUUUCUCUGGAAACAACUGGUUAUUUGGAUCUCAAAUGUGCCGCUUCAUCACUGCUGCUUUCUACUGCAACAUGUACUGUUCAAUAAUGCUUAUGACAAGCAUAAGCUUUGAUCGCUUCUUAGCAGUGGUGUACCCCAUGCAGGCCCUUGGCUGGCGUACAUUAACACGUGCCACAGUGAUUUGUUUCAUCAUAUGGCUUGUAGCAAUAACUGGGGUUAUACCUUUUCUCAUCAGAGAGCAAACCAUGGAAAUACCCAACUUAAAUAUAACAACCUGCCAUGACGUGCUACGGGAAUCCGAACUUCACAAAUACUACCUUCACUUUUUCUCCAUCUUCUCUUCUGUUUUCUUUAUAGUGCCAUUUAUAAUAACUACCAUCUGUUACGUGUCUAUCAUUCGGUGUUUGAGUUCUUCUAAUAUUGUUGCAAAACAAAAUAAGAAGACACGUGCCUUGCUUUUGUGUGUGGCGGUUUUUUCUGUUUUCAUUAUUUGUUUUGGACCAACAAAUGUCCUCCUAUUAAUUCAUUAUAUCAAUUAUUCAUAUGACAACAGUUUAGAGUAUCUCUACUUUGCCUAUCUCCUGUGUGUUUGUAUCAGUAGUGUUAGCUGUUGCAUCGAUCCCCUUGUUUACUACUAUGCUUCUUCUCAGUAUCAGAGACAACUUUUCAGCCUCAUCAGUUCUAAAGGGACUUUAGAUCCUAACAGUAGUAACAGCAGUGGCCAGUCAAUGUCUACCAAUAGCAGAAGGGGUACCUGCUCUACUAAUGUAAAUAACAGUGUCUACAGCAAAUUACUAGCAAUACAGUGAAAUAAUGUCUUACAUAUGCUUAAUUUUUAUGCAAUUUCAGACAAAAAAAAAAAGACUGUAUUAUAUCCAAGCUUUUGCUUAUACCAAGUUGUACAAUACAUAGUUCUAUGGUUUCCUUACAGUAAUGCACAAUCCAAAUUAUAACAUAGUACAUGUGUAUGUAUAUGUAUAUAUAUAUAGUAUAUGUAAAUAGAUUAAUGUAGAGGGAAAAAGUAAUUUCUUUAUAAUAACUGUUGAGUGUUUUGCAAAUAAACUUCCUUUUUUUCAAACAAA
Molecule: messenger RNA, 1795 nt
Organism: Cygnus atratus (black swan)
Lineage: Eukaryota; Metazoa; Chordata; Aves; Anseriformes; Anatidae
Gene: F2R
Product: coagulation factor II thrombin receptor
Exons: 2
Coding region: 290-1522 (410 amino acids)
Biological process (GO): positive regulation of Rho protein signal transduction; positive regulation of blood coagulation; blood coagulation
Cellular component (GO): membrane
Molecular function (GO): thrombin-activated receptor activity
Source: RefSeq, a predicted model, not a curated record